CGUCGUUUGUGGAGGUAAUACGUAUUGACGGUAUUGACUGAUAAGUUAAACACGUUGAACACGUUGAAGGAGAGGUUAGGAGGGUUUAUGUCGCUUAUGUAGUGUAAGUUAGAGGAAAGGAAUGGCUUUUUACGAUAACAAACAUUGGCUUCUGUCACACAUUCGGAAUUCUUUUAUAUCAUCGGAUGAUACAGGGAUGUGCGAGUUGGUAAUGGUAGGCGAAGAUAUACCACGGAAGCUUGCCAAUGUGAACAAGUUUGAUUGUUAUCCAGGAGUAGAUGAGAGUGACGAUGAAGAAGAUGAAACUGAUGUUAUGGGACAGUCGUUCGAUAUACAGUCUGAUAUAGAUUUUGGUAUUCAUCGCCAACGUUCCAAUACCGCUCAGCGUCUUGAGAAAAUGGAUGAAGACCGCAAGAAAACUAGUAGGAUUAAGCAUAUAAAGUGGGAAUGGAGUUCAGCUGUUUUAACAGACGAAGAGCGAGCCGGACUUUUCGAGAGGAAGAAUUUUAAACAAAAUGAAAAAAAUGUACACAUAAAGAAAAACUCCCUCCUAUCUGAACAGCUGGAGAAGUGUCCAAAUUUACCACAGAAUCCAUUUGUGGAGUAUGCAAAAUAUGAUGGGAAUGAUCAGAUUGGAGUUCCAACGAGGAAGUAUGGUAUUUUCCUUACCAUGCUGGAGCCAGCAGAGAGGAAUUAUCCAAUGCAUGUCACUGUCUUAGCUCAAGCAAAAGUGCAAGAUCUCAUCGGACUAAUUUGUUGGAAACAUACUUUAGAACAUGGACAGCAUAAACUCAAGGACAGUGUUAAUCAUUAUGGACUGUAUAUUGCUGAAGACGAUGGUGAAGUAGAUUGGGACUUCCCAUGCUUAGAUCCCCGUGAAAUAGUUGGGAAAUUUGGAUUUAAUUAUUUGGCCCUAGUGGAACGUCAGAAGAGAGAAGAUGAUUCAAAACCCACAGAACGGGAGGAGAGUCAGGUAAUACUUUCACAGGAGCCCUGGCUGAAACCAAAGUCUCAACAACAGGAGCUUGAAGACUUGAUUCGGAUGCAGGGUCACAUGAUCGCAAUGGAGGCACCUUUGUAUCAAUCUUACCGUGUCUACAUCAUUAACAAAGUGAGAGCAAAAGCAGAAAUACACUUAGGUGUGUCUGGUGAGAAAGUUGAAAUUGACCCAGUUAUGCAGCAGAAGGUCAGCGCCAAGUUCUGGAACCGACAGAAAGCCGUUAGUUAUGACAUGGAUAACAUAGCAGCUUGUGAUCUCAUAGAUGCCAAGGCCAACAGUCGUUCUAUAUUCCGCCUUGUUUACCAUCAUUCAAGUGCCGCUUCAGGAGAGCAAGCUGAAUCUUUGCAGCACCACUCUGAUCUCGCCAGCUACAAGCACCAUGACUUUGAGGCAGAACAUCGAACUGCUGAAGAAAUUGUGCAGAAAAUAAACCAUAUUCUAGAACUAAGAUCCAGCGUCAGAAGAAAAGAAUACCUCGCGUUAAGAGAAAGGAAAUCACACAGAAAACGAAGCUUCCAUCUAGGACCCAGAUGAUUACUGGACAGAGUACUUAGGCAAUUAGGUAUACUGUGUUUUUUGGAAUUUCAGACUAGUUUAAAACGAGACUGUUUCUAAUGUACAUCAAUCUGUCCCUAUUAGAAAAAUCAGAUGAGGUCAUAGUCUUGAAAUUUGUCUGAUUUUUUUUUCUCAGAGUGUGAACCUAGCCUUGGUUGUAAAACUACAGAAAAAUUAUGUAUUUUUGACAGUUGUUUCCAGUUUCCAUUUGCACCCACUAUGGUGCUAUAACUUGUAUCAUAUUUAUCAUUAUUUGUAAUGACCAGUGAAGGGUAUAUUGAAACUGUGAUGGUCAAAUCAUGAAAGAGUAUGGCGCAUUUGUCCAUACGUAUGCUUCAAACAAAGAAGUGCAAAUUU
Molecule: messenger RNA, 1912 nt
Organism: Cryptotermes secundus
Lineage: Eukaryota; Metazoa; Arthropoda; Insecta; Blattodea; Kalotermitidae
Gene: Sin1
Product: target of rapamycin complex 2 subunit MAPKAP1
Exons: 9
Coding region: 122-1534 (470 amino acids)
Biological process (GO): TORC2 signaling
Cellular component (GO): cytoplasm; plasma membrane; TORC2 complex
Molecular function (GO): phosphatidylinositol-4,5-bisphosphate binding
Source: RefSeq, a predicted model, not a curated record